This is a messenger RNA of Protopolystoma xenopodis, 375 nucleotides long. NCBI's taxonomy places the organism in Eukaryota, Metazoa, Platyhelminthes, Monogenea, Polystomatidea, Polystomatidae. The record is from the annotation of a GenBank genome assembly.
AUGAAACUGGAGAUCUUUCAUUUUCCAGAAGGCAUUUGGUCUCCCGGCGAGGGUGCCGGUCUCCAACUGAGCCGAGCCUUCUACAGAAGUUGCCAGAAUCUGUCGCAACGCAGUGAACCCGCCGCUUACACGGCUCUCUUCGGUCACCUGAUGAAGGUGUAUGGCGGCUGGGCUCUGCUGCCGCCGGGCAGCGCCGGGGCUCGGUCUCAGGGCCAACUACCAGGCGGAGGACAGUAUCUCGAACAGCUGGUGGGCCCGAUGCUACGACUCACAGGCCUGAAAGGCUGGCCGAUUUGGGCGGAACUCGUCACGGACCUGUCGGGCGAAGCACAACCGCGAGUUGAGGUAGGUUCUUUUGGACGAGAAAGAAGGUGA